Acanthoscelides obtectus is the source of this 636-nucleotide messenger RNA. The record is from the annotation of a GenBank genome assembly. Lineage: Eukaryota; Metazoa; Arthropoda; Insecta; Coleoptera; Chrysomelidae.
UCAUACGUCAUACAUGACAGUUCGAUUAAAUUAAAUUUCUUACAACAGCCAAAAUCGAAAUCCGGAAAUUUCAUUGAAAACGAAUAAAACAUAAAACCUUCGUCAAGCAAGGUUCAUGCCAAUUGCAAGCAUUCGAUCUGAUUGAUACACAAUUACAAGAAAUAAUGGGACCACAAUUAGAAGGUUUGACACACAAUUAUGAUGAUGAGUGUAGUGACCAAGAUGAGGUAGUUGCUGGACAUGUUCCUUAUGCAAAUAACUGUGAUGACAGUGAAGUGGUGUUCAAUAAUGGGAAAUGGAGCUCCUAUACUCCCCAACAACUGAAGAGGCCCAAAACUAUAAAGCUAUCAUGUACGAAAACGGUACAAAAUAAAAAAUAUAUUUCUGUUAACUCUCUACUAAUGGAAGAAAAGCUGAAUUUUUCGAAACUAUAAUAAGAAAAAUUCAUCGAAGAACAAUAAAAAAAUGGAAGUAUAUCAAAAAAAAGGUUCAGCUGUUGGAUUUACAGAUCAAUGCAUUCGAUAAGUAGAAAACAAACGAUUUAUUUUGUUAAUUUUUGGAAUAUUUUCAAUUCCACUUUUUUGGUAUUUCGCAUUUUUCAGGAUAAUAUGUUAGUUUAAUAAUAAACUGUUUUCA